UACAAUAGGAGCAGACUGUCGGAUAGUCUCCUCAUAUUGCCUUCUUGGGGUGAGUUUGUGCAAUUGUCGCCUCUUUUUUGUCUUGUUAACCCUCUCCAUUUGGCCGUAUCGCCAGUUACCUCACUACUUAUUUUCCUGUACCCUUGUCAUGCAACCCUGCUGCAUAAUUCGUCCUUCACUUCUCCACCUUUCCAAUUCUCGCCUUUCACGAUCCGAUUGCCCACAACACCCAUUCCUGUACUCGUCUCUCUUCUGCCCACCUCUCUCACUCCAUUGGCGCGUCCCCACCACUCACCAACCCGAGUCCGUACAGAGCUGUUACGACGAUUGCACCUCAGUCAAUGGGACAAAUGCAUUAUCAGCGAAUCCUCUACAACCAAACUCUUUUGUUACACAAGCGCGAUGGCGUAUGUAGGCAUGAGUCUUCGGCCGAAAAUACACACCGUUAUGUGCAUGCUUCUGUACCAAUCUGCACAGAUGCACUCACGUCUGAGAAGGCACUUAAGAAAGACAAGUUACUAUUUUCACAUCUUGCCUGACACAGUUACAGCUCAAAUGAGGAGGCCGUUAAAUAACUCGCUCUCUGCUCGACUGGCCGACGAAUUCCGCUAA
Messenger RNA from Protopolystoma xenopodis, 612 nucleotides. Lineage: Eukaryota; Metazoa; Platyhelminthes; Monogenea; Polystomatidea; Polystomatidae. The record is from the annotation of a GenBank genome assembly.